ACUGAGAUUAUAUUUCACCCCAUCUCAUUUCAUUUAAUUUCCAGUCAAUUUAUUACUGUUUCAUAUUAAUCAACUUCAUUUCAUUUCUCUUCAACAUCAUUUUCAUUAAAAAGGAAAAAUUAGGGUGUAUGAUAUAAUGCCUUUGUCUUUCCAAUUAGAAAAAUAGAACUAUUACUACUGUCUGCUGUGAUAGAAUGUCAAAAGUUGAAGAAACUUUGUUAUUGUUUUCAUCAAGAUAAUAAAAAGAUACUAAAAUUAUAAUUUGUGUAAGAUUAUGAAUUAAAAUUAAAAAUUAAUAAAAAAUGUCAUGGAAACGAUUGUAUCUGAACAGCGAUAAAUAUACAUACGAAUAUUUUCGUCAAGGGAAAGUAUGUAGAAUCUGUUGGCAGACGAAUGCGUCUAAAGAGAUCACGAAUAUAUGCGACAAAGACGUUAAAAUAUCAUUACUCGAUAAAAUCGUUUACUGUUUGAACAUUAAACUGUUGCCGUGGCCCGACAUCAAUGGGAUAUGCGACGAAUGUUGCAACGAAAUCGAACAGUUUUACGAAUUCAAAACCUUCUGCAGCAAAGCAGACAACAAACUUCAGGAAAUCUACAAGAUCGGCUUCGAAGCGAAACGCCAGGCCGACAUCAAAAUAGAGACGAACGAUUUUUUGAAUUUGGAAUCGCCGCAUUUGGAUUCCGAUUUCGAAGAGAAUCACCGGCCAGUUACAGAGAAAAAAGUAAAGAAAAUACGAAUGAAACAUAAAGCCCCCCAUUCAUCGUCGUACUGUACGCUGUGCUUGUUGGACAUGGAGAGCGUUGAGAAAUUGAAGUCGCACAAAGCAGAGGCUCACGGAAUCGAAUUAGACGGGACCUUCAAGUGUUUCGGCUGCGAGAAAAAAUGUAAAACGUGGAAAACGAGACAGAGUCACGAGAUAUAUUUCUGUAAAGGCCUGAAAGAUGGAUUUAAGUGUUCGAUAUGCAAUCGGUACUUGCCGAAACGUAGGACUUACGAGGCUCACAUCCGGGACCACAUACACAACAGGAAGAUAAAACUCCCGGAGAAAUUGUUCAAGUGCAACAAAUGUUUGCAGUGCUUCAAAACGAAGCAGAGUCUAACGGAACACAGCGAAGAACACCAGGAGACGAAGAAAAACUUUGUAUGUGACGCUUGUGGAAGGGUAUUUUCUAGACAAGACUAUCUGCACAAACACAAGCUCACCCACACAGGAGUCAGGAGAUACGGCUGUCCGCACUGCAAUUUCAAAGCAACGCAGAGAUCUUCACUUACAGUUCACAUCAGGAAGCACACGGGUGAGAAGCCGUACAGUUGUGACGUGUGCCCACAGCGGUGUAUAUCUAGUUCGAACCUGCGGGCUCAUAGACGGAGACACCUCGGUCUAAAGAAGUUUGAGUGUCCGAUCUGCAAUAAGAAGUUCGGUUACAAGACCAGCCUAGAGGAGCACGUGUCUUCGAACCACGGCCGCACCGAGCAGCACACGUGCGACCACUGCAGCGCCACGUACAGCCGGAAGCGUGGCCUGCAGCGACACCUGGCGGCGAAGCACGCGAAACAGAACGGAGCCGCAAUGGAAAGCGAACCGAACCCGCAAGACAAUAAAAACGUAAUGAAAGGUUACGAUUUGAAAAUGGAAAAGUUCUGUUGGUAGUUUGGUUUUAGUGUUGACAGUAAGUAGCUUGAGUGACGUGUUGGCGGCGAAACACGCGAAACAGAACGGAGCCGCAAUGGAAAGCGAACCGAACGCGCCCGACGAUAAAUCCGAAAACGCAAUGAAAGGCUACGAUUUGAAAAUGGAAAAGUUCUGUUGGUAGUUUGGUUUUAGUGUUGAGAGUAGCUUGAGUGACGCGUUGGCGGCGAAGCACGCGAAACAGAACGGAGCCCGCAAUGGAAAGCGAACCGAACCCGCAAGACAAUAAAAACGCAAUGAAAGGUUACGAUUUGAAAAUGGAAAAGUUCUGUUGGUAGUUCAGUUUUAGUGUUGACAGUAGCUUGAGUGUGGGUGUAGGUCACCGGUGCCCUACGCGGCGCACUGAAGUAAUUAUGUCGACUAUAAUUAAUUGAAAUUAUAAGUUUGAAAAUUAUUAUGGUUCUAUUGUCAAAGAUUAAUAAACUUAGAUAAUCACAGAUUUCGCCAAGACUACACUAUAGAUAAAUAAUAUUAAAGACAAACAAUAUUAAUCUAUUCUCAAUUUGACCACAGACUAUAACAAUAAACAAAAGAGUAUGUAUGCGUGUGUGUGUCAGAUACAUGGUAGUGUGUGUAACCUUUUUUAUUUAUAUAAUGCCUUAAUUUUAACUUUUUAAUUUUUACUUGUGGUAGGACGUCUUGUCAGUCCGCACGGGUAGGUAUCAGCACCCUGCCUAUUUCUGCCGUGAAGCAGUAAUGCGUUUCGGUUUGAAGGGUGGGGCAGCCGUUGUAACUAUACUUGAGACCUUAGAACUUAUAUCUCAAGGUGGUUGGCGCAUUUACGUUGUAGAUGUCUAUGGGCUCCAGUAACCACUUAACACCAGUUGGGCUGUGAGCUCGUCCACCCAUCUAAGCAAUAAAAAAGAAAUAAUAAUAAUAAUGCAUAAUUAAAAAAUUUUUAGCAUUCAGCACUCCUUCUCUAUAUUCUCUAUAAGUGUGGGAAAUUUCAUAGGUACUCCUCUGUCCGCGCAAUUUUCGUAAAAAACGGGAUACAAAGUUUAUGCUUCACGCAUUAAUAUAUAGAUUUAUGUUACUAACACGCCUGAAUAUCUAGUAGUCUCUGGGAAAGACGAAUCCGAAGAUACAGAGAAUGAAUCUAUUUCUAAGAUACGUAAAAGACUAAAACUUAGAUUAAUAAACCAAAAGAAGGCAAAGUUAGUCAAUCCAGGCGCCUCAGUACAGAAAUCGACGUAAUUACUUCAGUGCGCCGCGUAGGUCAUCGGUGACCUACACGACAGUCGAAGGGUUAGGGAGAAAUUUAUCGUGAACAUUUUUAUUAUAUCGAGGGUAGGCGGGUUUUGAAUACACGUAUUGGUACCAGCCUCCUUCCUAUUUCAUUCCAGACUGAAUGUAGACUGAAAGAGUCUACUCGUUAUCCUAACAUAGAGGCUUGUAUGUCAUAAUCCUUUGAGCGCGAACCGUCGAUAUAUCGACUCUCUAUUGAUGCGUGUAAAGUGCAGAGCGUCGAAAUACCGACUCGAUGCCGCAGUUCGAUUGUAGGUAUUAGUUAUCGACCUGUACGGACGUGUCUUAGCGCGGGCGUGUAUGUACAACGUUUUUAAUAAGUUAAUAAACAUUUAUAAGUAGCUAUUUAAAAUUAUUUUGCUGUGAAUUUAGUAUUGAUUUUUGUUUUUUUUUAAAUUAAAGGUUUUUUUUUCUUAAAUCCUCUAGAGAUUUCUACAAAAUAUGUGAAUUUUUUUAUGUCAUAAUGUCUUGGAAAUCGAUGAGCACCGUCUGCACGCACGAAAAAGUGUCACGUUCCGCCUGAGCGUGCAAGCGAGAGCGCGGAACGAGCGAUAGAGAGGCACGAUCCGCCCAAGCGUUGGCUUGCGACACAUUUAUCUCUCUUCUCACGUGACGUCAGAGCUAACAGUUCGAAUGGUUCUGCUACUGACGUUAUCACGUAAAACUAUCGUCUAUAAAUCGACUUUACAACAGUCAAUAUUUUUUUUAAAUUACUUAGUGAAUUCAAAGUCUUAUUUAUAUUGUUGGAGAGCUAUUGUUCUUUCGAGGCAGAUAUAAAGACUGGAUCUUUGGCACCAGUGCGGGUUCGAAAUAUGGGCCACUACUUAUACUACUAAUUCGGGUUGUUGGUUGACAUACGCUGAUACAGUAUUGGGUGAAGGCUGAUGUCGUUUCGCCGGAUAAUCUCUCGACCACUCCAGAGGAAGAGAUAACUUGAUAAAAAAAAAUGUAUACUCGUAAUGACAACUCAAGAGAUGUCUCAUAUAAGCAGUUCGAUUUAUUAAUGAGUAUGUAAAUAAUUGAUGUUUUAUUUAUGACCUUAAUACGACAGGUAAAGCAUAAAUCUCGUAUGUAAAAAGUAAAAUGAAUUCGAAUUAAAUUUUUUUUAGUUUUAUCUGUAAUUGUAUUGGGCGGUUGCUCUUAAAAGCAAUUGAGCCGUCCGCCAGCGUAUUCUAAGCUACAUUUUAUUUAAAUGAAAUAAGAAUAAAUUAUUAUUAAAUUGACAUCGUGCAAUUAAUAAAA
Molecule: messenger RNA, 4178 nt
Organism: Bombyx mori (domestic silkworm)
Lineage: Eukaryota; Metazoa; Arthropoda; Insecta; Lepidoptera; Bombycidae
Product: zinc finger protein OZF
Exons: 4
Coding region: 303-1652 (449 amino acids)
Biological process (GO): regulation of gene expression
Cellular component (GO): nucleus
Molecular function (GO): nucleic acid binding; zinc ion binding
Source: RefSeq, a predicted model, not a curated record